ACCGAUGACGAAAAUAUUUUGACAGAUCUCUGUGUCCUCUCCCCGACCGUCGACUGGUGUGUGUUCCGAAAAAUGGCAGCGCUCAUCAAAGGAUUGAAAUUAGCCAGCCAAAUUUCCUCGAAAAAUCCGGCCUUGUUCGCGCUGGCCGCGCGAAACGCCCACGGCUGGAACAAAGACUUCAAACCGGGCAAAUUUCCGGAAACGGACAAGGAGCGUGAGGCGGCGGCCCGGAAAUACGGUCUGCACCCUUCGGAAUAUCAACCGUACGAAAACGAUGGCACCGGUAUCGGAGACUAUCCGAAGCUGGCGGAUGUGCCGGUGGAAGCGCGCGAUCCCUACUAUCCGUACGAUUUCCCAGAAUUGAAGAGAAACCUUCACGACCCGAUGCAUGCUGAAACUCCGCUCUGGUCCGAGGAUCGUUUCGGCACCGCCGAGCCGACCCGUUUCUCGAUGAAGUUCUACUGGUUGUCGUUUCUCGGCGUAAUGGCCGGAUCCAUCGGCGUGUACUAUUGGCUAGAAGACUACAAAAUGUUCCGACCGGUGAUGGCCAAACAGUAUCCCCGUGAUGGCCCACACUACACAUUUGAGAGCAAGUGAACCUCCGCAAACUACCGAUGAUUGUUUCCAAUAGUACAGCAUGUCAUAAUGGACGGGGAGGUUUGAAUUACAUUUUAGGGGUGUCGUCUGGAGGAGCGCAAUCGAAAUAUUGUACGCCAUUCUGCCGUGAUGCUUUGAUUAUGUAAAUAAAUUGGUAGGAAAUGGAA
Molecule: messenger RNA, 764 nt
Organism: Aedes albopictus (Asian tiger mosquito)
Lineage: Eukaryota; Metazoa; Arthropoda; Insecta; Diptera; Culicidae
Gene: ND-ASHI
Product: NADH dehydrogenase [ubiquinone] 1 beta subcomplex subunit 8, mitochondrial
Exons: 3
Coding region: 73-597 (174 amino acids)
Cellular component (GO): mitochondrion
Source: RefSeq, a predicted model, not a curated record